AUGUCUUCGUUAACUAGAUUGUUACAAGAAAAACGAAAAAACGAAACCUCGAAGUCAUCACCGAGAACUUCUGCUGAUACACUGACCUCAACACCUGAGUCACAACCGCUCGACAUUCAAGCAAGGAAUAGGAGCAGCAGUCAUGUUAGUAGCGUGAGCAAUAGUAGCAGUAAUCGUAUUAGAGCUACCGUACCAGUUCCUGGAAGUGUUACAACUGUUACUCAAAUAUACUCAGAAGAGGAUUCUUCAUCUACGGCCGGUUCCUCUCUAGAUGAUAGAAAUCAGUUUUCCUCAAGUUUUCUUAAUUCAAACUUUGCCCAUACUGCAUCAUUCUAUGGUACAAGUGCACAAAGCAAAGAGAGGUUCGGGUCUUUAAUGAACGACCAGGGUGCAGCUGGAUUUUCCUCCUAUGGUGGUUCUCUUGCUGCACAGAAUAGAAUUACAAGUAGAUUAUCUGCCACGUCGCAUACUUCGGGAAGGGCUAUUCCUUCUUUGUCAUCAAGUAUACCUUACUCCGUCCCAAAUUCUAACAAGGACAACAACAGCUCUAAUAGUAACAGCUCUUCUUUAUCCUCCUCAUGGCUCGAAACAUAUGCAGGUGGUAUGCCUAAUAAUAUUUCAGCAAUUGAUUCUAAUGUUAUAUCCUCUCCGAAGGUAGAUAGUGUCGAGCCACGUUUCGUUAUUUCCAAACAAAAGCUUCAAAAAGCAUCAAUGGAUAGUAAUAAUGCCAAUACUACUCAAGCAAGAUCUAUUUCUCGUUCAGGUUCAUUUUCUUCACAACUUGGAAAUUUUUUCUUUUCCAAAAACUCAAAAGAAUCUUCAAAUCCAAACUCUGCAGGCAUGUCUUUUCCUGUUAAUUCAAAUGGCCCAUCUCCUAACAUUAAAAAUCCCAAUGCUACAAAUGGUUCAACGGCUAUCCCUAAACCUAUCCGUGCAAGGCAAAGCAGUAUAUAUUCUGCGUCAAGACAACCAACUGGCUCGUACACAGAUAAUUUUUACGGUUCUCCUUCGUCUGUUCAUGACCAUUUACCCCCAAGCCAAAGCGUUCCAAGGUCGCAACAUUCUUCCAUUGGUGAUUUAAAGAGGUUUUUCAAAAAAAGUUCUAGCAAUAAUCUUUCCUCGAAUAACAACAAUGCAAUCCCGAAUGGAUCGCCUCUUUCUAACGGAAUACCUGUUCCAUCGCAUUCCCAUUCAUCAUCCCAUUGUGCAAGUGGUAACAACCCCUACUCCACUAGCUAUAACGGAAAUGGAGAUACUAUUUAUUCUCAUAAUCAUGGCGUUUCAGGGAUUCCGUUUUCAAAGAGAUACAUUAAAACAGGGGCUGAUCUAGGUGCUGGAGCAGGGGGGUCCGUUAAAUUGGCUCAAAGAAUCUCGGAUAACCAAAUAUUUGCAGUAAAAGAAUUUAGAACUAGAUUUGAAAAUGAAUCAAAAAGAGAUUAUGUCAAGAAAAUAACAUCUGAAUACUGUAUUGGUACAACUCUGAACCAUCCAAAUAUUAUUGAAACAAUUGAAAUCGUGUACGAAAAUGAUAGAAUUCUCCAAGUAAUGGAAUAUUGUGAAUACGAUUUAUUUGCUAUUGUAAUGAGUAAUAAGAUGUCUUAUGAAGAAAUUUGUUGUUGUUUUAAACAAAUACUUACUGGUGUACAAUAUUUGCAUAGUAUUGGCUUGGCUCACAGAGAUUUAAAGCUAGAUAAUUGUGUUAUAAACGAAGAAGGUAUUGUAAAACUAAUUGAUUUCGGUGCAGCUGUAGUUUUUUCGUAUCCGUUCUCCAAAAAUCUUGUCGAAGCAAGUGGAAUUGUUGGUAGCGAUCCGUAUUUAGCACCGGAAGUUUGUAUAUUUGCCAAGUAUGACCCACGUCCCGUAGACAUUUGGUCUUCAGCAAUUAUUUUUGCAUGUAUGAUAUUGAAGAAAUUUCCAUGGAAGAUCCCAAAACUUAGAGAUAAUUCAUUCAAAUUAUUUUGUUCUGGACGUGAUUGCGAUUCUUUAAGUAGUUUGGUGACAAGAACUCCUGAUCCUCCUUCAUAUGACGAAUCGCACUCUACUGAAAAGAAGAAACCGGAAGGUUCUUCAAAUAAUGUAUCAGAUCCUAAUAAUGUUAAUAUUGGACCGCAAAGAUUAUUGCAUUCAUUACCGGAAGAAACUCAGCAUAUCAUUGGACGCAUGAUUGAUUUGGCACCUGCAUGUAGAGGAAGUAUCGAAGAAAUCAUGGAAGAUUCUUGGAUUCGAAGCAUUGAUAUGUGCCAUCUGGUUGAAGAAGAUUUAUCGUUCAAAGUGGUUAGAGGAGAAGACCAUCAUCACACACAAGUUGAUCAAAGUGAAGCGCAUAUUGCAGGCCUCGAAAAGAAAAAGAAAAAACAAAAUAAUCAAUAA
Molecule: messenger RNA, 2370 nt
Organism: Saccharomyces mikatae IFO 1815
Lineage: Eukaryota; Fungi; Ascomycota; Saccharomycetes; Saccharomycetales; Saccharomycetaceae
Gene: NPR1
Product: serine/threonine protein kinase NPR1
Exons: 1
Coding region: 1-2370 (789 amino acids)
Biological process (GO): protein phosphorylation; intracellular signal transduction
Molecular function (GO): ATP binding; protein serine/threonine kinase activity
Source: RefSeq, a predicted model, not a curated record